Molecule: messenger RNA, 2252 nt
Organism: Impatiens glandulifera
Lineage: Eukaryota; Viridiplantae; Streptophyta; Magnoliopsida; Ericales; Balsaminaceae
Product: homeobox-leucine zipper protein GLABRA 2-like
Exons: 12
Coding region: 42-2216 (724 amino acids)
Biological process (GO): regulation of DNA-templated transcription
Molecular function (GO): DNA-binding transcription factor activity, RNA polymerase II-specific; lipid binding; DNA binding
Source: RefSeq, a predicted model, not a curated record
UUCUAUUUCUCUGCAUAAAUUAAAAGGUCAAGCUUUUACCCAUGGGAGUAGUAAACAUGGCGAAUCCUUUUCAUGUCAACGAUUUCUUUUCUAAUUCUCCUGCUCUAUCUCUAACCCUAGCAGGUAUUUUCCGGCAGGGAACAGUUGCGGAAAAGGUUGAUUUGUGCAAUGGAGAGGAGCAGGCGGUUGAGAUUAUAAGCAGCGAGAAUUCAGCGCCGGCUAGAACUCGGUCGGAUGAGGAUCCCGACGAUAAUGUCGACGGCGGCGACCAAACCAAGAACAAGAACAAGAGGAGGAAAAAGUAUCAUCGUCACACCGCCGACCAAAUAAGAGAAAUGGAAACGCUGUACAAAGAAUCUCCUCAUCCUGACGAUAAUCAGAGACAGCAACUGAGCAAGCAAUUGGGCCUUUCUCCACAACAAGUCAAAUUUUGGUUCCAAAAUCGCAGAACCCAAAUUAAGUCCAUACAGGAACGCAAUGAGAAUUCAAUAUUGAAAACUGAAAUGGAAAAAAUAAGGAAAGAAAACAAUAGCCUUAGAGAAGCCAUUAAAAAAGUUUGUUGCCCUAAUUGUGGAUUUGCUAAGGAGAAGGAGAAAAAGGAAGACCAUCUAAUUAGAAUUGAAAAUGCCCAACUCACAGCCGAGAUUCAAAAGCUUCAAGCCGUUAUUCAAAACGAUAUAUCGGGCAUGAAUGAUAGGUCGAGAGUUGUGAAACUUGUAAGCCAAGCAACGGAAGAGCUUAUCACAAUGGCAACCUUAGGAGAACCUCUAUGGAUGCGUAGCGUGGAAACAGGACGCGAAAUACUAAAUUAUGAUGAAUACAAAAUGAGGUUUCCUCCACCUUCCACUAAAACUCGUCAUAUUGAGGUUUCAAGGGAGACCGGAGUUGUAUUCGCUGACAUUACAAUGUUGCUUAAAUGUUUUCUCGACGUGAAUCAUUGGAAAGAAAUGUUUCCUUGCAUAAUAUCAAAGGCAGACACUAUUGAUGUUGUUGAAUUAGGACAUCACAGGAAUAAUGGUGUUGUUCAGUUGAUGUUUGCAGAAUUGCAAAUGUUAACGCCGAUAGUUCCAACAAGAGAAGUGCGCUUUGUUAGACAUUGCAAACAACUUAGUGCUGAGAAGUGGGUAAUUGUCGAUGUAUCUAUUGACAAUACAAUCGAGGACAAUAAUAUUAAUGAUAUUGCAUCAGUUGUUAAAUUUAUUAAACGUCCAUCCGGUUGCAUUAUUGAGGAUAAAUCUAAUGGUUGUUGUAAGGUGACUUGGGUAGAACAUUUGGAAUAUUGCCAAAACAUGUCGGUUCCUACAAUGUAUCGCCAAAUAAUUAACGACGGGACAGCUUUCGGUGCUAAGCGUUGGUUAUCAACACUACAACAACAAUGUGAGCGGCUCAUUUAUUUCAUGGCCACUAACGUUCCCUCAAAAGAUUCAAAUGAAAUUGCGACAUUGACGGGUAGGAAAAGUAUACUUAGAUUGGCACAUAGAAUGUCACAAAAAUUCUGUCGGGAGAUUGGGGCAUCAAAUCUUCAUAAAUGGACCAAGUUGCCAAACACAAAAGAGGGAGACGAGAUAAGGGUUUCUUAUAGAAAGAACCUUAAUGAUCCCGAAGAACCUAUAGGAGUGAUCCUUUGCGCGGUUUCAUCCGUAUGGUUAAAUGUUUCUCACAUUGUUUUGGCUGAUUUUCUAACAGAUGCAAGCAGAAGACAUGAGUGGGACAUGAUGUCAAAUGGAAAUCCAGCACAAUCCUUAGCAAACUUGGCCAAGGGACAGGACCGAGGCAACUCGGUGACAAUCCAAAAAUUAAUAAGAUCAGAAAAAGGAAAGGAGAAAAGGAUACUACAAGAUAGGUCAUCCAACGCGUGUGAAUCCCUGGUGGUAUACGCUGCGUUGGACGUGGCCACCCUGCAAUCGGCGAUGCAGCAGGGUGGCGAAGAGUCUGGGGCGGGCGUGGCGAUGCUGCCGUGUGGUUUUUGUAUUCAUCCGGAUGGGAUGGAAUCAAGGCCGAUGGUGAUUACAAGAUCCAAAGUAGAAGCUGGGGGGUGUUUUUUGACUCUGGCUUUCCAAGUUCUUGCCAGCAGUUGUCCAACAGAUGAACUCAGUAUAGAAUCAGCUGUUGAAUCUGUUACCGAUCUUGUUUCAUGUACCUUAACAAACAUUAAGACAAUCUUCAACUACUCUCAACCUCAUGGAUCAUCACCACCUAAUCUUCUAUUUUUGUAAAACAUUAAUGAAUCAUCUUCUAAUCUUUAAGGACCA